UGCUAUGACUACCUGGGCUCCGUAGGCACCUGCAGCUAGCUGUGGAGCGGCGUAGGAGCAGAGCGACCCGGGACCCUCACCUCGCUCUUUAGAAGACAAUUUGUGGCCUGCUUCGUGAGGUACCCAUCUCAGCUCCAAGGAGGCAAGCGUCUCUUCUCCGAGCUUUUUCGCCAUUCCGGGACUUUACCGCUUCUCUCCCCGGAAUGGCUCGAAACUAUGGGGAAAAGCCUCUGCCCUGGCGCGGCCUUUCUAGCCACGGGCCGGAGUGAUUCUGCCUGACGGAUUCGCCCGUUUCUGGGACACAAAGCCACAGGCAUUUCGAACUAGGCUGCCGCUCUUAUUUAGUCAGGGCUUAGAACACUCCCAGCUAGGCGUUUUGUUUUGUUUGUUUUGUCUUUGGGUUUUUUUGUCCUCAUUUUACUGACGAAGACCCACCCUUGCACAUGCGACUGCGUCUGGAGCUCCCGGCCAUUAACUAAGUCACGGAGCUCCGGCUUUCCCGGACUGUGAACAAAGAACUGCCGUUUUCUGCCUUGUUGCCCUGUGCUCGUCAUGCAGAACCUCACACAAUUCCCGUUGAAGCUUGGAGGCCUUUUGAAUUCUCAGCAUCAGACGUCAUCAAAAGCGCAAAUAAAGGAGGUUGAAGAAAUGUUGUGUCAAGAAGGCUCUGAAAUAACUCUGAGUAGCCCCAGUGAAGAGAUUACAUACUUACGGGUAGAGAGAAGUAAACUCUUGAGUGCACUGGCACCUGGGGACUCAAAGCCAGAGUCGCAGAGAUACCUGAGCAGUAACCUACAGAAAAAAUUUCCCCAGUUCCAUAACAAAGACAUAGAAAAAGAUGAAACUUCACAAAACUGCAUAGAGAGAGAUGUGGAACAAAUAGCAAAGCGGUUAAGGAUGGCCCAUGAGGAAAUCCGAAGGCUCGCUGAUGAGCUGCAAGGGAAUGACAAGGAACAGACUAAAUUAGAUACUGCACUUGAGAAGGCUCAACUAGAAAUUGAGGAACUCAAAGAAAAUUUGAUAAAGCUGAAAGAAAAUGAUUCAAUUGACCUAAAGAAAGCAAAGGAAUAUAAUCAGAGACUGAAUGAGGAAAUUCUGGCUUUAAGAACUCGGGUUCGAUCACUUGACUCAGAAAGAAAAGUGCUUGGGGAAGUGGUUGAAAGGCUUAAAGAAGAGAUUCGUGAAUCUCAAGAGAGUAAGCAACUUGGAAACUACUCUGCUGGGAAAACUGUGGGUGCUGACCAGAAACUACAGAAUCUAACACCUGGAGAAAAACUGAAAUACCAGCAACAAGAGGAAAUACAACAACUUCGCCAGAAUUUGCACCGACUCCAGACUCUCUGCAACUCAGCUGAAAAAGAGCUUCGGUAUGAGCGGGCAAAGAACUCGGACUUGAAGCAACAUAACAGCUUACUUCAGGAUGAAAGCAUUAAGAUCAAAAUGGAACUAAAACAGGCCCAGCAGAAGUUAGUAGACGGUGCCAGGAUGUGCUCUUCACCCCCAGCAGAGUGGAAGCACUGUCAGCAGAAAAUCAAGGAACUGGAGCUGGAAGUGCUUACACAGGCUCACAGCAUUAAAUCACAGAACAACCUGCAGGAAAAGCUGGCUCAGGAGAAAUCCAAAGUUGCUGAGGCAGAGAAAAGGAUUUCGGAUCUGCAGCAGAAAUUAGACUAUGCUCAGAAAGUCUGUUGCAUAGAUGCUUGUAGUUCGGAAAAGAAGCAACUAGAGGAAAGGAUAAGAGAAGCCAUAGAAAAUGAAGCUAAAAGAAAGCAACAAUAUCAGGAAGAACAACAGAAGAGGAACCUCCUAGAUCAGGAUAUAAAUGAGCUACAAAAGAAAGUGAAGAUCUUGCAGGAUGAAGAGAAUAUACUGGAAACAGCCAAUUCUCAGCAACAAUACAGAAUUCAGCAACUAGAGGCCCAACUUAAACAACUGGAAAAUGAAAAAAUAAAAUCUGAGGAGAAUCUCAAGAGCAACCAGGAACUGUCAGAGAAGGUUUCUGGGUUGCAGCAGGAGAAUGAAGCUCUAUGUAAAGAAUACGGGGAAGUUUUGAAGCAGUUUGAUGCCUACAUGAGAAUCUAUAAUAAAAAAUGUCAUCAUCGUGAAACCAAGCUUCACAGAGUCAAGAGUCAUUUCAUGAAUGAAGUAGAGCUACGCGAUAAGAGAAUUAACCUACUUGAAAAUGAAAUUGGAAUACUGCGGCAAAAGUUAGAAAAGGAGAAGGCAUUCCAGGACCAGAUCGUUGCCCAAAACGAUAACCUGUUCCUGGAAAACAGAAAACUUCUGGAGCAGCUUGUGGAGCAGGAAAAACUGAUCCAUGACAACAAGUGCACGAUCUCUUCAGUCCAGCACAGAGUACUUUCUCUGGAUAAAGAAAAUAAGCAAUUACAGGAAAACAGUCUCCGGCUCAUGGAGCAGGUUGGCCUCUUGGAGCGCAUUGUAAGAAGCAUCCAGAUUUGCAGAGGAGAGGAAAUAAUACUUGGUAGCAUCUCUGAAUAUGAAGUAUUGAAUAAAAUCCUGCCCCUACCAAACUCCAGUCUUUCUGGCACAGGUUUGGUAGAGUCCGUCGGAAGUCCGUAAGGGACUAAAGAACACACGUCAGAAGCAGUGGCACACCUCCGGCCCCUCGAGUCUCCGCUGCUCACAGAGCCCUGAAGCUGGAUGCAUACGUACACGUGGCUUCUCUGAAAGAGACACGUCACAUCUAAGACUAGCCUGGUCAAAGCUGCUAACUUCAAGCUCGUGAGAGUGAGGGUGGAACCUGAUGACAGGGAGCAGGGUCAUGAUAGAGUCCCCACAGGUCAUCAACCAGGAGUCUUGAAAAUUGCUGAUAAAUUCAUUAAACCAGAUCCCAAAAUUGAUGUCUCAAGUUUGUCUGAUAUCCUCAGUGACUUGUAUUGAGCAACAUAGUGACUUAAGUUGGGUGGUUUAAUUGGGUUUAUGUUCAGUAGAACACACACAUGGCUAAUUCCAUAUCCUUUCCUAUUUUCAUGGGUAUAAGUUAAAACAAUGUAAUCACAUUAAAGCAAACAUUUUAAAAAGAAAAAAACUGUCCUACAAACCCACGAU
Molecule: messenger RNA, 3069 nt
Organism: Artibeus jamaicensis (Jamaican fruit-eating bat)
Lineage: Eukaryota; Metazoa; Chordata; Mammalia; Chiroptera; Phyllostomidae
Gene: CCDC30
Product: coiled-coil domain containing 30
Exons: 16
Coding region: 553-2580 (675 amino acids)
Source: RefSeq, a predicted model, not a curated record